Physcomitrium patens is the source of this 1408-nucleotide messenger RNA. RefSeq names its product ras-related protein RABA4d. The record is from RefSeq and is a predicted model, not a curated record. NCBI's taxonomy places the organism in Eukaryota, Viridiplantae, Streptophyta, Bryopsida, Funariales, Funariaceae. Gene Ontology annotation, molecular function: GTP binding; GTPase activity.
CACGGGAAAGAGCUUGUGCUACUGCUGAGGAGAGGCUGGAGGAGCACCAUUUCUCGUCCUUCACCUCCAUCGCCACUUUGCCUGCCGUGUUGCAUGACUUGCCCUCAUUCUGCCCAAGAUCCAUACCCUCCCGCUCCUCCCACCCUGCCUUCCCUGUGCUCAUCGCCGAGACCAUCUCCUUCUCGUCAUUUCAAGGAUUACCAAGAAGGCUUGGUUUAGAAGAGACGUGGAGACCGACGAGUGAUGCUUGUAAUGUGACCUACCAGUGCUACAACACGCUCGCUGUCUCACUGCCAAUAAGCAAAUUUCAGCAUUCAAGUGUAUCAGACAUGGCGAAUGCGUACAAUGAAUAUGACAAUAAGAUAGACUAUGUGUUCAAGGUGGUACUGAUUGGAGACUCGGCAGUCGGAAAGUCACAGCUGCUUGCUAGAUUCUCUCGCAAUGAGUUUAGUCUUGAAUCUAAAGCUACAAUUGGAGUUGAAUUCCAGACGCGUACCGUUGUUGUGGACCACAAGACUAUUAAAGCCCAGAUCUGGGAUACAGCAGGACAAGAAAGGUAUAGGGCUGUCACAAGUGCCUACUACAGGGGUGCUGUUGGUGCAAUGUUGGUUUAUGACAUCACAAAACAACAGUCUUUCGAUCAUGUACAAAGGUGGCUAGAAGAACUUAGGGCACACGCAGAUGCUAACAUCGUGAUCAUGUUGAUUGGUAACAAGUCCGAUUUGAGCAACUUGCGGCAAGUGGAGACCGAUACUGCAAGGGAGUUCGCUGAGAAAGAAAGCUUAUCUUUUCUCGAGACCUCAGCCAUGGAAUCUACGAAUGUAGAGACUGCCUUUUUCACAGUUUUAUCAGAAAUAUACAAGGUCGUCAGCAAGAAAGCUCUUCUUGCAGAUGAGAAUCAAGGAAACUCCCCACUUCUUCCUGGCACGAAAAUCAAGCUUGCGGACAAAGACGAUGUAAUUGGAGCCAAGAAAGCAGGGUGUUGCUCAAGUUAAUUGUCGUGAACAUUGUCUUUUAUUUAUUCCAAGCUUAGCUUAUGUACAGUUCACAAACUAUAAGGAUAAUUUGUUUUACUGGCGUAGUUCGAUGCAGCUGUAUGAAAUGCAAUUCGGCUUCAGGAAGGCCUUUCGAGUGAGUGGCUAGUUUCUUCAAUAGCUUGAGUGAGUAGGAGCCUUGUUGGAUAGGAAGUAGUUUAGCAAGCCCAAGGGCAUUGAAGUUGGAAUGAUGGCUUUCAUUCAAGCAACCUGAAUCAGGUUCACAUCUGCGAAUGUAGCGGAACAGCGGUGUUCAACAGGCAACGAAUUCUGGUUCUCUCUCUCAGAUUCCUGGAUCAUCUUCAACAACGAUCUUUAUUUCUCACAUAUCCUAUUUGUCGAAGACACAUUUGGAUGUCUAUCUUUGGCUUUUG